Molecule: messenger RNA, 4222 nt
Organism: Paramormyrops kingsleyae
Lineage: Eukaryota; Metazoa; Chordata; Actinopteri; Osteoglossiformes; Mormyridae
Gene: cyp7b1
Product: cytochrome P450, family 7, subfamily B, polypeptide 1
Biological process (GO): cholesterol homeostasis; bile acid biosynthetic process
Molecular function (GO): iron ion binding; heme binding; oxidoreductase activity, acting on paired donors, with incorporation or reduction of molecular oxygen
Source: RefSeq, a predicted model, not a curated record
GGACAUUGUGAGUUAAGCAUAAACCGUGGAGCAGAUGAAAUGCCAUUUGUGAGGGGGGCAUCCCCGAUAUUACCGCUACGCUGAUUACUCGCUCUCAAACCAUCGGUAUAAUAUUACACACGGUUUAUAAAACAAAGACAGUCACUUGAUUAGUUCGUACGGCUUCGUUGACUUGACAUUUGUUUUUUUACCCUUUCAGUUAAAAAUUGCUUUCAGUCGUGUCAUUAUGGGAUUUCAAUCUUCCGGUACAAGCUGAAGCUUGAGUUCACAAGCAAAUAAAGAAUAAAAAAAAUCUGGCAGCGUGUACGAUAGUCACGUGAUGCGCGCAGCGGCCAGACUUUUCCUGCCAGUUUAUAAACUACUAUACGGACCCUGAUCCAGAAGGAGAAAGGACGGCGAUCCCGUCAUGUUGGCUAUUUUCACGUGGCUCCUCGGCUUCUGCGUCGCCGUCUUCACUUCGCUCACCUAUUUCUACGGGAGGAGAAGGAAGGAAGGCGAGCCCCCGCUAAUUAAAGGAUGGAUUCCCUAUGUGGGGAAGGCUCUGCAGUUUGGUCGAGAUGCCCACCGGUUCCUGACUGCGCACAGGGACAGACACGGGGACGUGUUCACUGUCCUUAUUGCUGGCAAAUACAUGACGUUUGUUAUGGACCCCGUGCUGUAUCCCUCCAUCAUCAAGCACGGCAAGCACCUCACCUUCCACGAGUUCUCUGACACGGUGCCUCCAGUGAUCUUCGACUUCCCACGUGUCAGGACCCCCCGCUUCCCAGAGCUGAGCAACCACAUCCAGAAGUCCUACAAUUUCCUGAAAGGCGAGAACCUCAGCCUACUGAGCGAGACCAUGGUGAGGAACCUCCUGCUGGUUCUCCGGCAGGACUACCUGGGCCUGGCCAGCGAGUGGAGGACCGACGAGCUACACCGCUUCUGCUGUAGAGUCAUGUUCGAGGUCACCUUCAUGACCCUCUAUGGAAAGCCCCCCGAGGGCAUGCGGCACGGGGGCAUUAGGACCCUGAGGGAGCAGUUUGAGAGCUUCGACGCCGCGCUGCCCAUGCUGGUUGCCGGGAUCCCGAUCUCGUUCCUGGGAUCCACUAAAUCCGCACGCAAGGAGCUGAAAGCCUUCCUGAUGCCCCAUAACCUGGCCUCGUGGGUGGGUCCGUCCCGCUUCAUCCAGCACCGGGCCGAGUUAUUUGAGCAGUACCAUGCACUGGAGGAUGCCGACAAAGCUGGCCAUCACUUUGCCAUCCUUUGGGCAUCUGUGGGGAACACCAUCCCAGCCGCGUUCUGGGCAUUAUACCACCUGGUCACCCACCCCGAGGCCCUGACCGCCGUCCGAGCCGAGGUCCGCCGCGUCCUGGGGCCGUUCCAGCAGGGAGCAGAACCAGAUCAGGCGUUGGCGUUCAGCCAGGAGAAGAUGGAUGGUCUGCUAUACAUGGGCAGUGCCAUCCGAGAGAGCCUGAGACUGUCCGCCGCUUCCAUGAACAUCCGAGUGGCACAGGAUGACUUCGUCCUACAGCUGGCCCAGGGUUACUCUGUACCAGUGCGCCGCGGUGACAUCAUCGCCCUCUAUCCCCAGAGCAUACACAUGGACCCUGAGAUCUUUGAGGACCCUGAGGCAUACCAGUUUGACCGCUUUGUGGAGGAUGGACAGGAGAAGAAGACGUUUUAUAAGAGCGGCCAGAAGCUGAAAUACUUCUGCAUGCCGUUUGGGUCUGGUUCCUCCAAGUGUCCCGGCAGGUACCUCGCCAUGAACGAGAUGAAGCUCUUUCUGGCCCUGCUGCUGACGUACUUCGAUUUGGAAGUGCUGGAGGACCAGGCCCGGCCCGGCCCGGAUCCCAGUCGAGCAGGCCUGGGUAUCCUCCUCCCCGACACUGAUGUCCGCUUCCGCUACCGGCUGCGACCUGUUUCAUUUGACCCGUGCUGAGGUGCGUGGAAUUAUGCUGCUUAUGGGCUCGUAACUCUGCCACAAGCGGGAGACACUGUUCAUGGAGGAAUGGCUCAAGUUGCACUGAUUACUUUAAAUAUGAAGUUGCGAUUGCAUAAGAUGGCCAGCGUGUGGUGUGUUAGUUAAAGAUGUGGACUGCCAACCUUAAGGUUGCUGUUGACUUCUUUAAGGAAGGUACUUAAAAUUACUUGCUCCGCCCCCAAGCACUGCUCCCCGGGCGCCGAAUUAGCUGCCCCCUGCUAUGUCACGAGGUCACAUACGGGUUAAAUGCCGAGGACAUAUUUCCUUGUGUGCUGAGGUGAGUCAACAAUCAUCACUGAUUUGCCAAAUCCUAAUCUUGUGAUUUCAUUGGUUAAACAAUUUGCAACAAACAGUUUUACCAAUGUGUUAAAUGUUAGGGUUGCUCCAUUGCCGAUUAUAUCACAUUGACAUUGAAAUAUAUCUUUUCAUUAUAAAUAUUGGACAGUUGGAGUGUGAGUCACAGAGGUAAAGUUGUGGCUUGUUGAUCAGCUCGUAGUUGGGGAUGUGCUAAACCAAAAAGGAGCUGGCAAAACACACAGAUAUAAACACAGUUAUGCAUACAUGCAGCGAUUGUAUUUGACUGUAAUAUUCAUGUACAAUACAUGUGGUGCCUGUAUAUGCAUGUUCUGAUUGUAAUUCUGAUAUUAAACAGUAUUGAACUUGAUUUUAGUCUUGCGACAGAAGUUGGGACAUACAUAGGCUAUUGUGUUCAUGACUGUAAUGUGACAUCCUAUUGUACAUUGUUGCCUAAUGUUAGUGCUUUUUAAAAUGUUUGCUUAUAUUACUCUCCUCAAUAUAAUGAGCCUGCGUUUAUUUUUAAGUGUUAGUCACAUAAUACAAACAUACAGUGGAACCCGCUUAUAGUGAUGACGGUUAUAGUGAUCAACCGCUUAUAUGGAUCAAAAAGCUUGGGACAGAAUAAUUCCUAUACAGAUACUGUUUAACUCGCUUAUAGACUAAUCAAGUGGUCUGCUUACUAUGGGAAGCCAUUUCAGUCUUCAUUCGACAUCCCUGAUAUCCUUCAUAUCAGACGUCAGUUUCCCCGCCGUUUGUCUUCAUUCGACAUCCCUGAUAUCCUUGAUAUCAAACGUCAGUUUCCCCCACUAGUUUGGUCUUUGUCAGCACUACUUGGACAUUUCGUCAGACUAGUUUGGCCAUCUUCUCAUACUAGUUGAACAAGAUUUCUUACUAGUCGCUUUUUCAUGAACUCGUGAUCUAUAAAUUUCUGCACUAGUUAACCAGUAGAAGCCAAAAUGCUCAGUAGUUGACUAGUUGGAGUAUUUUGGCUUUACUAGUCAACUAGUGAGUCUCAAAAUGUUUACUAGUUGAAAUAGUGAAGACCAAAAUGCUCACUAGUUAACUAGAUAACACCCCCCUGAUCUUACGAGUUAACUAGUGAGGCUCAAAAUGUUUACUAGUUGAAUUAGUGAAAGCUGAAAUGCUCCUUAGUUAAACUAAAUGCUAAUCAGGAGGCAGGAAAGGUGCUUAAAUUGAGCCUAUUGGUUCUCCAGCAAGAAUUCCACCCAGUGAAUAUUUAACCCUAUAAAUCCUGAAGUGAUUUUACAGUUAACUGCCAGCUCCGUGCUGACUACCCAUGCAGAAUAAAGCAUGAAAAUGCGUGUGUGUGCGAGUAAAACAUAUAAGUAGCUGUGCUUCUCUGCUACUGUAUAUAAUUUUCUUUCAACUUUGAGGCAUCGAACUGGACAAAACUUAAGUGAAAAUUGCUUGAGAAGACGGGAAUGCAUGCAUGAGAAAUGAUGAGUUACAGCGCGAGGGAGGCUGAAUUGCUGCGUGGGAUCUAGUCUCUCUCUCUCUCGUGCAAUAUACUGCGCGAGAGAGACCGGAUUCCACGAAAGGAAGAACAAGCUAUGCAAGAGAGGUCGAACUUUAAGAAGGGUGAACACAAUAAAAACAUUGCCGAUGAUUUGAUCCACUAACUCGGUCCAGAAAAUCUGGAUCUGUAAAUCAAGGACAGACCUUCUUAUGCAUAACAGUGCUGCUCCUUUUGAUGUUAAUGAUUUUUACUCUGAUGGUAGUAAGCUUACUUGCCGUAACUGACACUGAGUCUUGGUUUACGCAGAGCUCGAUAUUUUGUCAAAAAAAAGAAUGGUGUUUAGUCUCUGUUUCUUCUUCAUCAGAAAUAAACGGAACACAUACCUGCCGCAUUUGUGAAGAGGCUUGUCCUUUGUAAAAUGUAUGUCUAUGAAAUAUAAAUUGUGACAACAGUAUCAAGAAUAAUAAUUAAAAUCAAUCUCAAAAUGC